AUGGACAGGAGAAAUCUAUGGAAGGAGAUAUUACUCUUCGCAGCCAUGGUUAGUUUAGAGUGCUCCAGUGUGGGCUUAACUGUAAUCUACAAAGAAGCUACUUUGAAAGGAAUGAGCAGCUAUGUCUUCGUCACCUACUCUUUCGCUAUUGCCACACUCGUCCUCCUCCCUUUUGCCUUCUACUUUCGCAGUACUUCAACGGUGCUUCCAUCAGGCAGGUUCCCGUUCAUCUUUAGAAUCUGCUUGCUUGGUCUUACUGGGUACUUUUCUUUAAUCUUUUAUAGCAUGUCUUUGGCUAUGAUACUUGGCUUUAAGGGAAUAGCUUACAGCUCUCCUACGCUUGCUUCAGCCAUGAGCACCCUCACUCCUGCUUUUACCUUCACACUUGCAGUCAUUUCAAGGAUGGAAAAGCUAAUUUUAAGGAGUGCAAAAACUCAAGCAAAAAUCAUUGGCACAAUAGCAUCAAUAUCGGGGGCACUGGUGGUGGUUCUUUAUGAAGGCCCAACAGUCUUAUCUUCAUCUUCUACACAUCCAGCUUCACUUCAAUUUCUUCUCGGCUCCUCGCUAUCAAGCUGGGUCAUUGGUGGCCUUUUGCUUUCUGUUGAAUAUCUACUUUUUUCAUUCUGGUAUAUUAUCCAGGGAUUCACUGGAACAUCACUGACCACUGUGGUUCAUACUUGGGCCUUACACAUUAAGGGGCCAGUGUACGUUACAUGUUUCAAGCCUUUGUCAAUUGCCAUUGCAGUUGUUCUGUGCUUCAUUUUCCUUGGUGAUGCUCUCUAUCUUGGCAGAGUUAUUGGAGCAGUAAUAAUAAGUAUGGGAUUUUAUGCUGUGAUAUGGGGAAAGGCCAAUGAAGAGAUAAACGAAGACGACUCUAGCUUUGAUGAUACUAACAGUAAGAGUAAGAGCCCUUUGUUGCAAAGCCUUAGAGACGUUGAAGAUACACAGAGCUCUACUGAAUCCUACACAAAUUAAAUUGAAUCCUUCUGUAAGGUUGCAUCAAAAUUGAUACUCAUACGU
Pistacia vera is the source of this 1020-nucleotide messenger RNA. RefSeq names its product WAT1-related protein At5g40230-like. The record is from RefSeq and is a predicted model, not a curated record. The transcript has 6 exons. The coding region runs from base 1 to 975 and encodes 324 amino acids. Gene Ontology annotation, molecular function: transmembrane transporter activity. NCBI's taxonomy places the organism in Eukaryota, Viridiplantae, Streptophyta, Magnoliopsida, Sapindales, Anacardiaceae. Gene Ontology annotation, cellular component: plasma membrane.